Messenger RNA from Candidozyma auris, 894 nucleotides. RefSeq lists its product as uncharacterized. The transcript has a single exon. The coding region runs from base 1 to 894 and encodes 297 amino acids. The record is from RefSeq and is a predicted model, not a curated record. NCBI's taxonomy places the organism in Eukaryota, Fungi, Ascomycota, Pichiomycetes, Serinales, Metschnikowiaceae. Gene Ontology annotation, cellular component: nucleus; 90S preribosome.
AUGGCUGGCGAUGAAUUAGAUGACGGUCUCGAAUACGACGUCAAUUUUUCUGACUCAGAGGCAGUUACAAUUGAAAAUGGUCUGAGGGUUGUUUCUCAGCUGGACGAGAAUCCCUCAGGUGGAGAAGUUUCAGUUGAUGAGGAAAGCCACAAAGAAAACCCCAGAAAGAGAACAAAGAAUCCCAAGCUACAGGAGAAGAAAAAAAUCAAAAUGGACAUGGAUGUUCAGCGAAGAAAGCAGUUGUCUACCGAAUCCUCCGCGGAUGUUAUCGCAGACUACGUGAACGAUGUGAUCCGUAGAAAGAACAGCGAGCUUUCUGCAUUAGAGUUAUCGGAACUCUACCUCAAGAAAACUGAUUUUAGAUCAUCUGCUGAGUUUGAUAUGCCUCGUACCCUCGACAACUUGUCCAAGUUUAUUAAUGGCAGGUUUGGUAAUAUGCUUCCAUCUUCGACUCCAGGAAAGAAGAACACAAAGAAUAAGAAAAAUAAGAAAGGUAAAGAAAAAGUCGACACCGGAAAUGAGAACGGCAAAGCUCCUCAAGAUGAAAGAAAGUUCAUUGCAAUCAUGUCGAUGUCAGCUAUCAGAGCAUGUGACGUUCAUAGGGCCCUUAGAGAGAUUCCGGGUUCAUCCCUCAAGUUAAUAAACAAGAACAAGCUUCAUGUCGAUCUCAAGCUCGUGCAGUCAACUUGGUCUCGUGUUCUUUGCUGUACACCAGGGAGAUUGGCAAAGGUCUUGAAUGCCGAGGAGCUGAGUUUACUGAAGGACGAAAUCAAGAUAGUUCUCCUCGACAAUUCUUAUCUAGACCAAAAACUCCAGAACAUUUGGCACAUCCCGGAAACUACACAAGUGCUUAAGGAUCUCGCUGAGUCGGGAGCUAAAAUCUAUUUGUAUUAG